Messenger RNA from Penicillium macrosclerotiorum, 1407 nucleotides. RefSeq names its product telomere maintenance protein PBP2. The record is from RefSeq and is a predicted model, not a curated record. Gene Ontology annotation, cellular component: nucleus; cytoplasm. The transcript has 3 exons. Bases 1 to 1407 code for a protein of 468 amino acids. NCBI's taxonomy places the organism in Eukaryota, Fungi, Ascomycota, Eurotiomycetes, Eurotiales, Aspergillaceae. Gene Ontology annotation, biological process: regulation of RNA metabolic process; regulation of gene expression. Gene Ontology annotation, molecular function: mRNA binding.
AUGUCAGCCUCUCCGUCCAACCUGCAAUCGACCAAGCGUCCUCUCGAGGACCCUUCUUCUCCGUCGGGCCCCAACGACCAGCCGGAAGCCAAGCGCCCGGCCCUGGACAAAGUAGCGCGCAGUGACGCCGAGGCCGAGACCGAUGUCUCUAGCAACCAGAUUCCGCCCGUCGAUGGCUCUAAGGAUACCCAGGGUGACACCGUCGUCCCCGAUGCCCCCAACGGCAAGGGUCAGCCCGAACCUCAGCCCAUCCAAUCCACCGCAUCCCACGGCGAGCGGACCGGCUCCCAAUCCGAUCAACAGGCUACUCAGGACGAAUCGAGCUGGAUCCAUAUCCGUGCGGUAAUUUCGAGCCCCGAGGCCGCUACAGUUAUUGGAAAAGGAGGUGAGAAUGUGUCGCAGAUCCGUCAAAGGUCCGGUGCCAAGUGCACUGUCAGCGAUUAUUCCCGGGGUGCCGUGGAGCGGAUUUUGACCGUCAGCGGUGCCCAGGACGCAGUCGCCAAGGCAUUCGGUCUUAUCAUUCGUACCCUGAACAAUGAACCCAUCGACGCCCCUUCCACUGCCCAGUCCAAGACUUAUCCCCUGCGUUUGCUAAUCCCCCACAUUCUCAUUGGCUCGAUCAUUGGCAAGGGUGGUAGCCGCAUCCGUGAGAUCCAGGAAGCGUCUGGCGCUCGACUCAAUGCCUCCGAUACCUGCCUGCCUCUGUCGACUGAACGCUCAUUGGUCAUCCUUGGUGUUGCAGAUGCCGUCCAUAUCGCGACAUAUUAUGUUGCUGUGACUCUUGGCGAGCAGCUGACGGAGCGUUUCGGUGGUCCCGCAGCCUCGGCCUACGCCACGCGCAGCGGUGGUCCUGCCGGUGCUGUUCCUGGGGGUAUGCAGGUUGUCCCCUAUGUUCCCCAGCCAGCUGGGGGCCAGUAUGGUCACCCUGACACCUUCAAGCGUCACCACCCUCACCCCAACCGCGGCCAGCCGGGAUCUUACGGUGUCCCCUACCUUCAAGGCCAGGCUCAGCCUCCAGUUGCUCAGCCCGCCAUGCCUUAUGGCGCUGCCCCACACACUCCCUAUGCCGGCGCUGCUCCCCACCAGCCUACCCCUUAUGUGGGUGGCCCUCAGCCUACUCCUGGCCGCCCUGCUCCUCAGGCACAGCCUCCUGUGGGCGGUGCUAUGCCCGGCCAGCCACUGACCCAGCAGAUUUACAUUCCCAACGAUAUGGUUGGUGCAAUCAUCGGCAAGGGUGGUGCUAAGAUCAAUGAAAUACGCCACCUGUCUGGCAGCGUCAUCAAGAUCAACGAGCCGCAGGAGAACAGCAACGAGCGCCUAGUGACGAUCACCGGUACCCAGGAAUGCAACCAGAUGGCCCUCUACAUGCUUUACUCGCGACUUGAAAGCGAGAAGCACCGAGUUUAA